Messenger RNA from Aspergillus mulundensis, 1074 nucleotides. RefSeq names its product putative tartrate dehydrogenase. NCBI's taxonomy places the organism in Eukaryota, Fungi, Ascomycota, Eurotiomycetes, Eurotiales, Aspergillaceae. The coding region runs from base 1 to 1074 and encodes 357 amino acids. Gene Ontology annotation, molecular function: NAD binding; oxidoreductase activity, acting on the CH-OH group of donors, NAD or NADP as acceptor; magnesium ion binding. The record is from RefSeq and is a predicted model, not a curated record. The transcript has 3 exons.
AUGGUCAAGUCCUACCGCAUCGCUACUAUUCCCGCCGACGGAAUUGGUCCCGAGGUCAUCGACGCUGGCGUUACUGUCCUGGAGGCCCUGGCCGACAAGCUCAAGUCUUUCUCUCUUGACUUCACACACCUUGACUGGAGCUCUGAGACGUUCAAGGCCACCGGCAAGUACAUUCCCGAUGGCGGACUGGACGAGUUGAAGAAGAACGAUGCUAUUCUAUUUGGAGCUGUUGGCGCACCAGAUGUUCCCGAUCACAUCUCCCUCUGGGGUCUGCGCCUCGCUAUCUGCCAGCCCUUCCAACAAUACGCCAAUGUCCGCCCUACCCGCGUCCUCCGCGGCACACAGUCUCCCCUGCGCAACUGCUCCACCGGAGACCUCGACUGGGUGAUUGUGCGUGAGAACAGUGAGGGCGAGUACGCGGGUCAGGGUGGUCGCUCGCACCGCGGACACCCCUGGGAGGUUGCGACGGAGGUGGCUAUCUUCUCGCGUCAGGGUGUAGAGCGCAUCAUGCGCUUUGCAUUUGAGACUGCUGCUAAGCGGCCGAGGAAGCUGUUGACUGUUGUGACCAAGAGCAAUGCUCAGCGCAACGGCAUGGUGCUGUGGGAUGAGGUCGCCAACAUUGUUGCCAAGGACUUCCCUGAGGUCUCCGUGGACAAGAUGCUCGUUGAUGCGAUGACCACGAGGAUGGUGCUCAAGCCUGAGAGCUUGGAUACCAUUGUUGCCAGCAACCUGCACGCCGACAUCCUCUCUGAUCUCGCCGCCGCCCUUGCCGGUUCCAUCGGUAUCGCACCCACAUCGAACCUCGACCCUACCCGCCAGAACCCCUCCAUGUUCGAGCCCAUCCACGGAUCCGCGUUCGACAUCACGGGCAAGGGCAUCGCCAACCCCGUUGCUACCUUCUGGACAGCCGCCGAGAUGCUCGAGUGGCUCGGCGAGAAGGAAGCCGCCGACAAGCUGAUGCAGUGCGUCGAGCGCGUCUGCGAGUCCGGCGUCCUAACCGCGGACCUGGGCGGCAAGGCCAACACCAAGGAAGUGACCUCUGCCGUUGUCGAGGAGAUCAAGCGUCUGAACUAG